AAUGACAAAAAAAAAAGGUUUUAGGAGGGAAAUUUUUUUAAUAAUGUCAGGGAUUUCAGUAAAAAUAAUUUAAGUUAGUAAAUGGGGCUUAAUACCUCAUAAUCAUAAAAAUUCAUAACAUCAUUACCAAAAAAAAAUAAAAAAAUAAAAUCAAAAGCACAUACAAAAACCAAUCUCCCACCAUCAGAUGAUUGAUAUGCAAAUCUAACCGUCCAUUUCACCAGCUGUACAAAAAUCAACGCCUGAAAAUCGAUAUUAUUUCCAUAAUAAUUCCAUUUUAUCUGGAAUAUCUUCCUUAUUUUUUUUGUCGUCUAAUUCUCAGACCAUUAACCUGCAGAAAACAAGGGAUUCUCUUCUUCGUCGUAGUCUUCUUCUUCCACGUUCCUUCUUUCAUCUUCAACAAGAGGAUUUUUUUGGUAAGAUAAUGGUAUCUUCUACGCAUUUGUUCGAUCCAGUAAAGUAUCGUCGUAAACCGGAAUUUGAUUUGGUAUCUGCGAAGAGGCUAAAAGUUUCAGCUUCUGAUUGCGUUGAUUCUUUAUCAUAUUUUGAGUCGGAUUAUUAUGACGACGAAUUUAUCAAUUGUGGAAUUUCAGCAUCACCUGAUCGUUUAUCAUCUUCUUGUGAUUUAGAUGGUCAAAUGCCGUCAAGCUCGAACUUAGAGAGGAGUUGCCAAGUGAAUGGCAACACAGAUGCUGCUAUUCCUGCAUCAGGUGCUGCGGGAGUUUCGUAUCCCGCCAAGAACGAUGAUAUGUGUGGAUUGUCAGAAUUUGUGACUGGAUGGAUGUAUCUUAAUGAGCAGGGUCAGAUGUGUGGACCUUAUAUUCAGCAGCAAUUGUUUGAGGGCUUGACAACGGGUUUUUUGCCUGAAGAGCUUUUGGUUUACCCUAUUCAGAAUGGGACAUUACUGAAUCCUGUGCAAUUGAAGCUCUUUAAACAGUAUCCUGAUCAUGUUGCCACAGGAUUUACGUAUCUUGGCAGAGCUACGUCUAAUGUGUCCAUGACAACAGAUUGCCAUGUUGCUGUUGGGCAAGAUGCUCCUUCAGCUGAUGAUCAACAGAGCCAUGUCCAGCAGCAUGACUUUGAUGUGACGGGUUCAGACUCUAAAUUAGCUGCAGGGGUUGCAUUGGUUCAGCAGGAUGCCGCCCCUCCUGCAUUCCUAGCUGCUGAAAUUCCGUACCUUGCUAAGAACGUUGAUAGGUGUGGGAAUUUUGUGUCUGGAUGGAUGUAUCUUAAUGAGCAGGGUCAGAUGUGUGGGCCUUAUAUACAGCAGCAAUUGUUUGAGGGCUUGACAACGGGUUAUCUGCCUGAUGAGCUUCCUGUUUACCCAAUCCUGAAUGGUGCAUUACUAAAUCCUGUGCAAUUGAAAUUCUUCAAGCUAUAUCCUGAUCAUGUUGCCACAGGAUUUACCUUUCUUGGCAGAGCUACUCCCAAUGCGUCUAUGACCACAAAUUGCCAUGUUGCUACUGGACAAGAUAUCCCUAGAAGUACUGGUUCAGCUUUGCUUAAUUAUGAUCACCAGAAUCAUGUCCAGCAGCCCUAUCACAACUCUGAUGUCUCAGUUUCAGACUCAAAAUUAGCCCCAGGGAUUGCGCUGGUUCAGCAGCAGUCUCUUUCUUGGGAAGAAAAAUGUUGGCUAUUCCUGGACGGUUAUGGGAGAGCUAUGGGGCCGCAUUCUCUUUCAGAACUUUACUAUUGGCAUCAAUAUGGUUAUCUACACAGCUCAGUUAUGAUACGUAAUAUCGACAAUAAAUGUAGUCCUUUCAGUCUCCUGUCAUUGAUCAAUGCAUGGGGAAAAGAUAGCUCUACCGUGACUGCAUCUGAAAAUGAAACUAGUUCGUUGGAGCUUAUAUCAGGAAUAUCAGAAGAAAUUGUUUCACAACUGCAUGAUGGAAUUAUGAAGGCAGCUCGUCGAAUUGUUUUGGAUGAGAUCAUUGGCAAUGUCAUUGUGGAUUACGUUGCUACUAAGAAGGCUCAGAAACAGUUUAAAAAUGGGAAUAGUAGAGAGGAUUUGAGAAUUCGCUUGCCUGAUUUUGAUAAGGGUGAAACUAAUGUUGGGGAAAGGAAUAAUUCUGUUUCACAUGCUGCAUCAACUUCUUGCUAUGGUGAUGCUUCAACUUCAUUAAAUUCAGCCAGGGAAAUUAUUGAGGAGCCUUGCAGCAUCCAAUGCGUGAAAUCUGUUGGCAGUAUUGAAAAUUUUCAAGGAGCCAAUAAAGCCAUUAGUCAAGCGCUUUUAGACUAUUGUAUGCAGGUUCUGUGGAAUGCUGUUUUCUAUGAACCUGUAGCAAAUUAUGUACAUACUUGGAGAAAAAACAAACGCUGGUCACAUACUAGUGCUGAAGGAGCUGCUUCUUUGGACAGAGAAUUGACUGGUUUCCAGAUGACUGCAGAAAUGGAUAAUAAAAUUUCUCUUUCCUGGGAAGAAAAAUGUUGGCUACUCCUGGAUGGUUAUGGGAGAGGCUCCGGGCCACAUUCUCUUUCAGAAAUUUACUAUUGGCAUCAAUAUGGCUAUCUACACAGCUCUGUCAUGAUACAUCAUACCGAUAAUAAAUGUAGUCCUUUCACUCUUUUGUCAUUGAUCAAUACAUGGGGAAUAAAGAGUUCUACAGUGACUGCAUCUGAAAAUGACACCAUCAGUUCAUUAAAACAUAUAUCAGGAAUAUCCGAAAAAAUUGGGUCAAAAUUGCAUGAUGGAAUCAUGAAGGCAGCUCGUCGUUUUUUUUUGGACGAGAUCAUUGGCAAUGUCAUUGUGGAUUAUGUUGCUACCAAGAAGGCUCACAAACAGUUUAAGGAUGAGAACGAUAGAGAAGAUUUGGAAAUUGGCAUGCUUGAUACUAAAAGGAAUGAAAUUAAUGUUGGGGAAAGGAACAGAUCUGCUUUACAUGCUCCAUCAGCUUUCUGUUAUGGCGAUUCUUCAACUUCAUUUAAUUCAGCUAAAAAAAUACCUGAGGAGCCUUCCCUAGCUCAAUGCAUGAAAUCUGUUGGCUAUAUUGAAAAUUUUAAAGGAGCCAAUAAAGCCAUUAGCCAAGCGCUUUUUGACUAUAGUAUGCAGGUUUUGUGGAAUGCUGUUUUCUAUGAACCUGUAGGAAAUUAUGCACACAUUUGGAGAAAAAACAAGCGCUGGUCACAUAACCGCACUGAAGGAGCAGCUGCUGUUGACGGAGAACUGACUGGUUUACAGAAGACUUCAGAAGUGGAAGCUGAAAUAAGAGAUUUGGAUGUACCUUCAGAUGAGCCUGAUUCUAAUUUCAUCUCCCAGUCUUGUUUAAGAGAAGAUAAGUUGUCCAAUCCCAGCAUCCAGCAUCAGGAUGAAGACAGAGAAAGGACAAUUGCAAGGGUAGAAGAGGAACUUUUUAUGUUUGCCAAGACAUCCACCGAUGAUUUCGUGAAGAUUACUGUUGAAGAGGAAGUGUUUAAAGUUAAUAAGUGUUUGAAGGAUAAUGGCACAUACGAGGUUCCUGUUGAAGAUUCAGGAGAAUUGUGCAAAGACACUGAUAUUGGAGAUGCUGCUUCAAAGAUGGAAGGGCUGAAAUCUAGACACAUUUGCCUUGAUGAAUCUCCGAUCCUUUCACAAGGGACUGGUUCAUUAGAUCAGCCUGCUUUGUACCCGCACAUGGAUUCUUCAUCGGAUUUUAUUGGAACUGGCUCCAGUAGUGUAUGUGCACCUGCUAGCACUACACUCAAUGAUUGUAUAACUGAAGAACUGCUGGCCCCUGGAAUAUGUGGUUUGAAAAUGGAGUCAGGGGUUCAGGACUUGCAAGAAUCCUUGCUCAAUAAUUCAGAGAUUCCUAUAGAGGCAAUGAGAUCUUGUCCAUCUGAAUUUAUAGGAUAUGUUUUUGAGAGAUCGGAUAUGCCUAUGUGCAGUAUGGUUGAUCACAGAACUAAUGCGCCCCUGUUACCUGGAUCAGGGUGUGAAAUCAAAGAUGUGGUUUCAUCAAGCAUCUCCGACUCCCAAUUAUUAGGUUUAGGUGAGGGUACUCUUAUGCAGAAAAAAUUCAUGGCCUUGGCAUUAUGCCAGCAAAAGCUGCAUGAUGAAGUGCUAAGAGGAUGGAUGUCCACUCUUCACGAUGAUAUGCAUCUUCUGCUGAAGCAACGUGAUAUAGUUCAGGAGGAAGUCAUUAUCGAGCCUGCUUCCAUAGAGCCUGAGCUUGACCUUCUUAUGGAAAGAUCAAAGAGUUGUUACAGUUCAGGCCCAUCUGAAGUUUCAGUUGUUGAAGAGUUUACUUAUUCACGGAGAAAGAAAGUGGCGAAAUCAGUAGCUGAGCCAGGCUCUCCACCUUUACGGGAUUUUAAGCUCCGCCAUCGAUCACCAAGGAAGUUUAGAAAACCAGUAAUUUUAAAGAAUGUUUCUGGCUCAGAAGCUCUAGGCAUUGGAAAUGUGAAGCAGAAGGCUAAAGGAGUGGGGCGGAGAAAAACAGGAUUAUCUAUUCUGCAAUGUGUUCCUGAUCCUUCUCUGAGCACUGUUGCUGUGGAUGAUCUGAAAUUUGAAGCUCAAAGGGCUCCAAGCAUUGAAGCAGAUUUUGAUGUUAAUGAAGAGCUUAGCGGCUGCAGCAGCAUCAGUGACAGUGCCAAAAAGGAUACAUCUGCCGAUCAUUCCCAAAGGAUAAAAAAUUCUUCAACAUCGUCUAAGAUGAAGAGAAAGAUUGUGGUUGGUGAAUUACCAUCGCUUCCAUCAAAAGCUCUGAAGGUUCAGGAUGCUGACCCAAAGCAAGCGGCCGUCAAAAUGGCUAAAAAGACCAAGUUGAGCAAGUCCAAGGUGCUGAGUUCCUGUCCUGUGUCUAUUGGAUGUGCUCGAUCUUCAAUUGAUGGCUGGGAAUGGCAUAAAUGGUCCUUACAUGCAAGGCCUUCGGAAAGAGCUCGUGUCAGAGGAAUUCAAAUAACCACUAUGCAACGUUGUACUUCUGAUAUUAGUGGUUCAAAGCCAUCACGCGUAAAGGGGAUCUCUGCUAGGACCAACAGAGUAAAAAUGCGGAACCUACUUGCAGCAGUUGAGGGUGCUGAGCUAUUAAAGGCUUCUCAAUUGAAGGCCAGGAAAAAGCGUCUGCGUUUCCAGCGGAGUAAGAUUCACGACUGGGGUCUUGUUGCUCUAGAACCAAUUGAAGCAGAUGAUUUUGUCAUUGAAUAUGUUGGGGAACUAAUUCGUCCUCGGAUAUCUGAUAUCCGGGAACGCCAAUAUGAGAAGAUGGGUAUUGGCAGCAGUUAUCUUUUCAGAUUGGAUGAUGGCUAUGUGGUUGAUGCUACUAAACGUGGCGGUGUUGCUAGAUUCAUAAACCAUUCAUGUGAGCCUAAUUGUUACACCAAAAUUAUAAGCGUCGAGAGCCAAAAGAGGAUAUUUAUAUAUGCAAAACGACAUAUAUCUGCUGGUGAAGAGAUCACGUAUAAUUACAAAUUUCCUCUUGAGGACAAAAAAAUCCCCUGUAAUUGUGGUUCUAAAAGGUGUCGUGGUUCAAUGAACUAGAAAGGGAUUGGAGGCUCAUGUUGCAUUGCAGGAUUUGAAUUGCAAUGCCUAUUGAGAGCCAUAUGACUUAAUAUAUCAUUUUUAUCCAACAUUAAGAGCUGAGUCAUGUGCACUCUUGUAGAUAGUCUCUCAACUGCAGAUGAGUUUCUACCCUUGGAAACUGUAAUGAGUUUAUCCACUUUAUUGUUUUCUUCACUUAUAGUUACAUGACAUUCUCGGGAAAAUUAUAAUCAUUUUUGUAUAGAGUACAUACCUCCCUAAUUCUUUCAAUAUCAAACGGUAAAUGGUAAUAAUAAAAACAGUAAUUCAUA
Molecule: messenger RNA, 5766 nt
Organism: Chenopodium quinoa (quinoa)
Lineage: Eukaryota; Viridiplantae; Streptophyta; Magnoliopsida; Caryophyllales; Amaranthaceae
Product: histone-lysine N-methyltransferase ATXR7-like
Exons: 20
Coding region: 425-5455 (1676 amino acids)
Cellular component (GO): Set1C/COMPASS complex
Molecular function (GO): histone H3K4 methyltransferase activity; protein binding
Source: RefSeq, a predicted model, not a curated record